CUUUCAAGAUAUUGAUGAGACAGGAAAUCUUGAAUGCUGUGAAGAAGCUUCAACUUCAAGAGUCAUGAGCGUUAAGAUUAAAUCACCUAGUAGUAAUUUAAUGAACAACAAAGGAAACAUCAAGGCUGGGAAAUAAAGAUGACUUUAUUGCUGAACUACAGGAGCUUUUUGACAAAAAGCCUAUGAGACAUACAAAGAGUCAGAAGCUUUCUCAGAAUCAUUUGGGAGUCCCUAAGUUACACAAAAAAUCAGAAGUGACUAAUUGAGGAACAAGAUUUGGUCGUAGAGGGACUAAGCUACACAGCCUUGUUCCCUUUAAGGCCCAUGCAAAGAUGAGUCAGAUGCAAGACCUAAACUCUCCAGAUAUACUUGCGUUCAUGUCCAGAACGAAUAGGAGCAAAGUGCAUAGUGGAAAGUGCCCUGACAAGAUGGAUAACGAGAACAUCGAGCCUGAGGCUAAAUAGAUGAAAAUAAGAAUUGAGACUCUGCCUGACUUUGGAAGGGGCUAAGAAGAGGAUCAGAAGAACCAGUAAAUCACUAAAUAAAUUUUAAAAACAAGUUUAUAAAUAUCUUAUGCU
Molecule: messenger RNA, 578 nt
Organism: Moneuplotes crassus
Lineage: Eukaryota; Ciliophora; Spirotrichea; Euplotida; Euplotidae
Source: the annotation of a GenBank genome assembly